AUGUUGAUCAAGUUCUUUUCGGUGUUCGUCGUUUUAACGGUUGACGGCUACUACGUUCAGCUUGGAAUCGAGCCCGCCAUGCUUGGAGCUGUGUCUUUUGGACAGUGCAGCCCCUACUAUCUUGAGAACGGACUUUGGAAAGACUGCGGCCCCUCGCUGGUGUUCUCUGAGAAGACGAACCAAUGUGAGCCUCAAUUCGGUGAUUGCUGGCACGAGAAGCCGCCAAUUGGGACAAAAAUCGAUGACAUCAGAACUCCUUUCCUCUGCAAUCAUAUUAACCUUGGCACCUUUGCACAAGGAUGUAGCAAUUCGUUCGUCGUUUGCAAGGACAAGAAGCGUAUCGAUGCCCGUUGCCCGAAAGAACUUGUGUGGGACGAGAAGUUGUGGUUUUGUCUGAAUCCGGACAUUUGCCUCGAAAGCCAGCUGAGCACUCCACCGAAUUCUCCACAAUCUCCUAUUCCACCAAUUCGAUACAUCUUAUAUGCACUUUUCUUGACUAUCUGCUUGCUGAUCUGUAUCCUGAGCACUCGU
Messenger RNA from Mesorhabditis belari, 531 nucleotides. The record is from the annotation of a GenBank genome assembly. NCBI's taxonomy places the organism in Eukaryota, Metazoa, Nematoda, Chromadorea, Rhabditida, Rhabditidae.